Messenger RNA from Ceutorhynchus assimilis (cabbage seed weevil), 9577 nucleotides. Lineage: Eukaryota; Metazoa; Arthropoda; Insecta; Coleoptera; Curculionidae. The record is from the annotation of a GenBank genome assembly.
AAAAUGUUCACAAAUCAUAAUAAUAUCCUUGUUUUCAUCCCAAAGAAUUUCCUACCGGACAAAUCAGGAUUUAUCCAGGGUUUUUACAAAAAUCACGAAAAUUCCGAGGCCUAUUAUAUUACAAAUUCACAAGUAGUUUCCCAGUGCACAGACCACAUAGGUUAUACGGGAAAGUUCCUCACAGGCGAUUUUUUAGGUAAAAAUACCAUUUUUAUUGAAUAUGGAACGACAAAUAUUCGAGUGAACCAUGAUAGUGGUUCAAUUAUUACACAAGUUUACUAUGAUUACGAAGCUUUCCGAAACAGCAAUGUUCUGUGUAAUAAUGAAGAAGAUACAAAUUAUGGGAUACACAUAAGAGAAUUAAAUGAGAAAUUGGGGCUAAAUAAGCGUAGAACACAUAACAAUAAGCCUAAUAUAUUAUAUUGGCUAAUUGUGUUACUUAAUUUAGUUACUAAAUUAUUUCUGAAGCUCAGGCCUCUAAUGAAAAGCUCAGCAAUUUUCACUCAUCUCGACUCAAAUAUAAAAACCCUAAAAUGGUUUUUGACUGUUUUAAAUGAAGAAAGAAGCUUUUCGCCUAGGAUAGGAAACACUGUCACAGCCAAACUCAUAGACCUUAUUUUAGGCGUAGCAUUCAUAUACGUUUGCAUCGAUUAUAAAUGCCUCAUCAUAUCAAAUUUUGAUCACAUAUCACAGAUAUUCGUCACUAAUCUCCGUGAACUGUUAAUCUACCUUAUGGGCUCUCCGAUAGGCUUAAAACUAAACUACGCCUUCAAUAAUUCACUAGGCAAAUUUUUCUUUUGCCACAUAAACUUAUGGAUGGUAUUUUUGCAUACAAUGCAACCGCUUUUGGAUGCAAUUUUUCUCAUCAUCCUACUGCCGGCCUUAUUAGGAUUCUCAUGUCAGAUUGCCAUAUUUUCCGACAUCAUUUCUGUGGCCACGUUUCACGUGUACUGCAUUUAUAUUUAUGCUGCAAGAUUAUUUUCCUUGCAACUUAGAGGGCUAAUUUCGCUAUGGAGAUUGUUUAUUGGUAGAAAAUCUAAUCCGUUGAGAAACAGGGUGGAUUCUUGCGAAUAUUCUUCGAAUCAAUUAUUUAUCGGUACUUUGGGAUUUACCUUGUUAUUGUUUUUGUUGCCUACGACCACUAUGUACUAUACUGUAUUUGCUGCUUUCCGACUAGCAACCCUUCUAUCUUUUGCAUUGUUGAGCAAAAUCAAAAAUGUAAUCAGCAACAUUCCAUUGUACAUUAUAAUUUUGUGGAUAUUUAGGUCUUCUAGCAUUGCAGGAGCUCCUCAACUAAGCUGGAUACCAACUACAAAUAAUCAGACACAAAUCGAAAUAAAAUUGACUCCACUUUCUCUAGGCCAGAGUAUAGAAAAGUUCACAAAAAAUAAUAAAGAAACUGGCGACAUUGAACCUUCUUUUGGUACUGUUAUUACACAUCUUUUUACGGGCCAACUUAUGUGAUACAAAAAUAAAUAAAGACUUUUGGUACUUAUAAUACACAUUUUAUUUUUUUUAGCUAAAUGUCUUUUAGCUUACGAGUAGUAUUUUUGAGACGCAAAUCAAAUAACUAGGAUGAGCAUAACGGCAUGUUUAUACCUUCAACUAAAUUAUUCCAAAGAAUAAUAACACACUUUAAGGGACUUAUUAUUUGACACUAAGUAAUAAUUAUUAAAAAAAAAAAAAAUUACAAUAAAUAAAUAAUAAAAAAAGUAAAAAUGGAAUAAAAUUUGUAUGUACAGCGCAAAGGGAGUAUUCCCACAAUACAAUAAAUAAGCUUAUCAAAUAUUGUCCGAGGGUUCAAAAAUAAAAUCUUAAUCGUAUGCUCUUCUUAUUACCAAUCACCAUUCUAUAAGGCUAAAAACGUAAUAAUAAUUAUUGAAAGAGAGUUUUUAAGACCAAAAUAUCCCAUAAUCUUUGUGUUAGUUUUAAUCAAGGAUUUUUUCUUGCGGCUAGUUUUUAUGUCUUAUGGAUUAUUGCAUCUUUAUUAUCAAUCAAAUUAUGUAGUUUUAGAAAAAACUUCACUAAACACCUAAAUUCAAUUAAUAAUUAUAUAGUAUGAAAAUAUUCUUUACAACGCAUUUAAAUUCUAUAUUAGUACUAAAUAUUAAAAAGUAAUAUAUUUUUUUCAAAUUAUAAAACAUCCAAAACUAAGGAAACUCUUGUUUUUAAGGAAUUUUUCCCAACUUAUACGAAACUACUGCAUCACAUUUUUCCGGCUUCCAUAGGCAAGCAAAUCAAUCUUGACUAGCUCAAUUUAAAAAAAAUGAUUCCAUGAUUCAAAUUCAUCCAUUCCCAAAUAAUAAUACAGGCAUAUUAUUUUCGGUUCUAUUUAAUUUAUGUCAAAGAAAAAUUAUUGACAUAAAAAAAUAAGAUCACAUUAGGUUUUAGAGACAGUUUUCACAUUAUUCGUGUCUAAUAUAUUGGAUCAAUAUUAAACGAAUAAAUGUUGACUUAAAAUUAUCUAUGAAGAAUAAGUUAAACCUUACAACUAGCUGUUUUUAGGAGCUCUGAUCUGUUAUUUGAAAAAAUGUAAAAAAUAUUCACUUUAUAUUAUGGAUUUUGAAGAAAAAAGUACUCAUUUGUAUUUUGAUACAUGUAACUGCUAGUGUCAAAGUUUCACAUUUUGCCUGUGGUAGUUUUACUGACUACACAGCAUAUUAUACAGCAAACAGCUCAUUGAAGGUCUAAUCUGGUUGUUAAAUUCACAACUUAUACUACACCAGAUCCACUUUUUCAUAGGAUUUCUAGCUUAAUAUUUGAGUAAAAAACAAUAACAAUAAGAGGGCAAAUUGAUCUGUUUGUAUUAUUAUCACAAUAAUAAAAUUACUAAUAUCAGUUCGGUAAUACUGUGCUCAACCAGUGUAUAUUUUUUACAUGUUUGGUCUAGGGCAGGGGAAUUGUAUUAGAGAAAAAAUAUUUCAAAUUUUUUCACUUUUUAGUAAAAUAAUGUACCAAUCCCUUUUUUCAGUCAGAGUGUUCCUAGGCCAGACUAGUUGAUAAGUUUUAACAAACGUUUACUAUUAAAAGUAUCCCCUAUUUUGUUAAUUCGUUGGGUGUACUCAUGACGUGUCGGGAUUUUCUAAUAAAAACAAAAAAACAGCACCGUGAAAAUAAUUGUCUUUCAAAUGAAAACUAUAAUUUAAUUCGUACCUACCUUAGUGCACCGUUUUGUAGUUCUUUGUAAUCCAAGCGACGUUCCAAAGCCUAAAAUACAUAGAUAUUAUUAGCAUAUGUAAUUAGUUACUAAUAUGUAUUUUUCUAAAAUUCUCAAGCAGAGCAUUAUUUGUAUUUAUAAAGUUUAUAGGCCCCCAUGCAGAAUAUUAUUUGAGAAUGUUCUCCCAUUAUAUUUUAGAGUGGGAUAAGUUCCAGAUUAAAACUAGAACUGUUCGUUCGACAACUGAUAAUUAUUAAUAAAAUACUAGCAUUACAUUGAAACAUAUAAAAAGAUAUCAAAAGAGAAAUAGGUGAGAUCGAGGAACAAAAGCCAUCUACUAUGUUAUUUUUAUCACAUAUUCCGUUGCAUUGGUCAGCUUCACUUUUUGAAAAGGUUUAUUACGAAAAGACCGAAAAGUAGUUACAAGUAUCAGUUCUAAUUCUAGACUAAAAGAAAUUAAUUUAUAAUAUUGAAAAUGAAACUUUGCUUUAGUUGCAAAUUGAUUAUUAAUUAAACUAGUAAAAUGUAGAAAUUGCAUAAUGUGUAGCAAGUUAGAAGUGGGUCAAUCGGGUCAAGCGCCUGAGCUUGAGCUCGUGUCUAUAUAUACAGGGUGUAUAACUCCUGCCUUCACAGAAUGAGUUCCUCCUCCUGGCAGGUUCUUUAGUUAGUUCUAUUUCUUGCUCGGUUUCGGCAUCUGUAAAGGUUGGUGCUUUGGUCUCCUUUUUUUUUUUGUAGAAAAGUCUUUUUAAAAAUUAAAAUUAGGAUCAGAACAAUGUAAAGGAAUACAAUCCAUAAGCUGGGCAUAUAACAGUAUUCAGCGUGUUUAAUCUUCAUGUGGUUAAUGGGCAGUUCCUCGAUCCAUCAAUUAUUGUAUGCUGAAUUCUGAAGUAUUUUGCUUUUGCAUCGAGAACUUAGGAAUGUUGAAUAGCAGAAGACUUCCAUAGGUUUUCUCUGAAAAGUUCAAUUUGUUGCCUCUAAAGAAUAUGUCGCAAGGGCCACUUUCAAUCAAAAAGAUUCCUUUUAUUAACUCCUUGGACUCUUUUCUAUUCUCACUCUCUCAAAUACAACAAGAUAUGGAUUUAAAUCUGUAAUAAUUUGGACAUGGUUCUAGGAUAUGUCUAGUUUGGUGAGUGUGCAUUUUUCGGUUUUCUUCAUGAACAGGAUUUCAUUUUCACAAGAUGCGUCGAAGUUUGCGACUAGCUGACUGGAGCAAUGGUAUGUUUGGGUACAUCUGCCACUCAAGGGUUUUAUCAGAUUUUAAAAUAAAUCGAAUAUUAGGGAUUAUGCUGGCGCAUUCUGAUUCAUAUGAAGUAGGAAUUGGCAGGAAAUGAAAUAAGUUAAAUUUAGUCUCAAAAUCUAUUGGUAUUAUGACAGGAAAUAAAUUAUCUUAUUUGCCUCUAUUUUGCAAUUAAUUUUUAUCAUGCUUUCAAAAUCUAGUAGGUAUGUUUUCGUAUUUUAUGUCAAAUGCAAAUUGAUUUUUAUAGUGAUUUGAAAGUUUUUCUAUUUGUUCAACUAACUGCUUAGAUGUUAUGAUGCUUGGGUGUAAGGUAUCUAGUUUACAGAAAGUAAUGGAGUUUUCAAUGUCCUGAAGCAUGUUUAAGAUAUACAGAAUUGCCAACUGAUUAAGAAGAUCCUUUCCAAAAAGUCAGAAUUUUCUUGCAUCAUUUGACUCAAUAAUUGCAUUAUUCUUGAUUGUGGAAUAAUUUCGUUGUGUUGAAUAUUUUUUAUUGUUCCAUUGAAAUUUUCUACUAUCUAUAUUAAAUGAAUACUGCAUGUUUAAUUGGUCCAUAAUAUUUUCUUGAUUACGUUCAAGGUCAUUGAGGAUUUUAUGGAAUCUUUUACUGUCAUCAUAUGUGCUAAAUUUCCUGUUAUUUCUUCCCUAAUAUAGCCUAACCCGUUAAAUAAAGUUUGCCUUACGAGUCUAGCACUACGACGUCUGAAGGGCAAGGGGGAAUAACGCCAUUCAUUUCGAGUUUUAUGCAGCCUGUCAUAGGUGUGCGCCCAGCGUUUUUAAAUAUUACUUUUUCUUUAUAAAUGUAGGUGUUAACAUAGAUAAAUAUCAAGGUAUUUUCUAUUGGAAGUCAAAUAGGCAAUAUUGCAAUUCUAUUAUCCGCAUUCUUUCCAUAGUGCUAGACUCGUAAGGCGAACUUUAUUCCCCUUUUGCCUCUGAGGGUAGCAUGAAAGUAAAUAUUGUCAAUUUUUUGGCGAAUGUAAUUUUGGGUUAAGUUUAUAGUAUUUAUAUAGCUACUGGUUUCACGAAUCAUGCUGCUAUUUUUAAAAGCGUUUUUUAGGUUGUCAAAUUGAAUAUUCAGGUUUUUAAACUCACUAAACAAUGGUUCUAAAUUGUAUUGGUGUACGAACGUUGGAGAUUUAAAAGUCCUAGGUCUUUGAUUCCUUGGGUUAUGGAUGUGUGGAUGAGGUGGAUGGUCCUGGAAAGGAUUGAAACAUGUAAGGUUUUUUUCUUGGUCUUUUUAGGUUUGAGAGAUGAAUUUUUUCCUGAGUAUUAACGUGUGCUUUAUGAAUUUUAGCUGUUUUCAGUGUUUUAUUUAUAGUUUUAAUUUUUUCAGGCUUAAUUUUUUUUUAUUGUUUUCCUGUAUUUUUGUUUAUUUUGAACAUAAAACUUUAUCAGGAAUACAGGGCGUUUCUUCUCUUGUCUCAUUAGUUUUUUUAAAUAAUUUUUUCUUUUUGUUUUUGAAUGUUUUCAUUGAGUUUUUGAUAAAGGAUUUUGACUUUAUCGCGGUGGUUAGAUGUGUAGUCGUUUAUAUGUUUUGUGUUUAUUUCUAGAUCGAAAGGGGAAUUAUUCUCUAAGCGUCCUGUGAUUAUCUCAUAAGGCUUCAGCUUUCAGCUUUAUUACUGUGCGAAUGGUGUUAUUGUAAGCUAAUAAUGCGUAGAUUAUUUUGCCUAUAGGGUGUCUGUUUUAAGUGAUACCACUACAUAUAGCUAUCUCCGAAACGGUAAGAGCUACGAGGUCGGUCAAAUUAGACAAAAGUAGCAGAUUUUAGUGUGCAUUAAAGGUAAGUUGACAAAUUUUUAUUCGUUUCCAAGAUAUGAGGGAAAAUGUAAAAAAUUCCUAAAACUUAUUCAAUGAAUAUUUCAGAAAUUAUCAUCUUUAGAAAAAAGUGUUCAAUACAAAAGUUUCAAUAUUUCUUCUUUUCUACAAAAUGGCGUAAUUGUUAUCUUCACACGGCUUCCAGUUUAUGAGAUAUCAGUACCAACUUAUUUUUUUCAAAUACACACCAGGUUUUUUUAUUCUAUUUUCUAAAAGAAUUUUUGUCGCCCUUUAAAAUGACCUAUAGCAUAGGCAUGUUUCCCGACGUUUUGUUAAGGAAAUAGCCAUCAUCAAUACUUUUUCCUUAGAGAUCGUCUACAUCCAAGGAACUGGUUUUGUAUAGAAAAUUGGUCUUUUACGUCACUCCAUAUGGAAAAAUCCAAUGGGAAGAGGUCGAGUGAAUGAGGCGGCCCGUUUAAGAUGGGACCGUUAUUACCAAUCCAACGAUUGGUCACAAAAUUAUUGAGAAAUCUUGUACCAUUGCGAUAAAAAAAAAGUAGUACAAGAAUUAUCCCCAAUUAAGCUCCCGGUGUAACAUACAAAAUUUUGACAGUAAAUAAACAUUUCAAAAUAUGUUGAGUUCUGGCAAUGACAUAUUCGAGGUUAAGAAAGCGUGGAAAAUGCCAAAAUAAUGUCAUCCGAAGCCAUCUAGGUUGAAACGUUGUCAAAAAAUGCCAAAACAAUUUAAUUUUUGGUUAGAAAUUAAAUUAUUGUAUGAGAGACCAGGAGAGAUUGGAGAUUUUUGUUGUUCUACUUUUUUUUUUAUCACAAUGGUACAUCACUGCGAUCACGCAUGAUAUACGUUUUGACAUAAUUUUUAUAAUAAUGUGUGGUUUAAUCGCAAUAUCCACUAUCCUUGGACCUAUUGAAACUAACAAAUUCAUAGAAAACAGCUUUCCAGGAGAGAUUUGACCGGUAUCAAUUUAUCAAUGUUUGGCUUGGAAUCCUCGACUUCAAAAUAAUGGGUCUUUUCUUUUUUGAAGAGAACCUUAAUGGUAAAGGGUACCUGCGAUUUUUACGGAAUCAUUUGCAGGAUAUGUUAGAUGAUCUUCCUUGAAUUGUAAGCGGAAACUUCCAGUAAAAGGGUGCCCCGGCACAUCGUGAACCCAGAUGUACAAGAUUUCUCAUUAAUGUUCUACCCAAUUGUUGGAUUGGUAAUACCGGUCCCAUGAACUGGCCGCCUUGUUCACUCGACCUCUCCCCAUUGGAUUUUUCCAUAUGGGAUUACAUAAAAAACCAUACAAAACUAGUCCCUUGGAUGUAGAUGAUUACAAACGUAAAAUUCAAGUAGACCAUAGCAAAGUUUCUCUCAGAAUGCUGCAAAACAUCCAAAUAAGAGUGAUAAAAAAUGCAAGACCAGGCUUGAGAAAUAAUGGAGAAUAUUUUCAACACUUACAAUAGUGUUUUUAAAUUUGAAUAUGUAUCUUAUUCGGUUAGUUAUGAAUGUGUUGAAAUUAAAUUAAAAAUGUGUGUAGUUGAAUAAAUUUUCACAUCUCUUUUUGUUGGUAUUUUUUCUUAAUAAAUUUGACAUAUCGCUAUUUAAAACCAAAUUCCAGACAAACAAUAAAAAGUUAUACCUAAUGCAGCAGGAAAUGCCGUAUUGUAGCUUGGUGCGAAAUACAUCAGGUCUGUACUAACGAAAAAAGGUUGAUGAUGGCUAUUUCCGUACUGAAACGUCAGGAAACACGUCAGAGCUAUAGGACAUUUUAAAGGGAGAGAAAACUUCUCCAAAAAAUUAAAAUAAAAAAUCCAGGUCUGUAUUUUAAAAAAUGAUGUUUGUAAUGUUAUCUCGAAAUUUAACAGCGAUGUGAAGAUAACAAUUACACCAUUUUGUAGAGAAGAAGAAAUCUUGAAACUUUUGUAUUGGACACUUUUUUCUAAAGAUGAUAAUUUUUGAAAUAUUCAUUGAAUAAGUUUUGGGCGAGGUUUUAGGUAUUUUUUUACAUUUUUCCUCAUAUCUUGGAAACCAACAAAAAUUUGGCAACCCUGUGAACUUACCUUUGAAGGACACUAAAAUCUGCCACUUUUGUCCAAUUAAACCGACCUCAUGGCUCUUACAGUUUCGGAGAUAGCUAUAGUGGUAUCACUUAAAACGGACACCCUGUACAUCAUCAUUUUUGUACUUUUUUUGGUUGUUUAAAAGUCUAGAAUAAUUGAAUGUAAUCUUUCUAUUAGACCGUUGGAUUCUGGAUGUUGAGAACUUAUAAAGUGUAUGUUUAUUUUGUGUAUUUUCAAUAAUUCUUUUACAACCGAAUUUUUUUAUUUCGAGUCCCUUUUUCCGAAAUAAUUUGCUCUGGGAUACAAUGAUGAGUGAAAAAUUUCAUGAGAUUUUUUGCUACUUCGAUUCGUUGAGCGUUGAGCUGCAUUUAAUUUGUACAUUUGGGCGUAUUUUGAAAAUGAAUCUAUAAUACUGAGAAAUUUACAAUUUUUAAGAGUUAUGCUGUCCAUGUAAGUAAUUUGGAAGGGUUUCGUAGCUGUUGGGGUUACAAUUAGAGUUAAUUUUGGGGGAUGUCUGUCAUACUUAGUUUUUUGACUAAUUUGUAUUCAUUUAUAAAAGUUUGAAUGGAUUUCUGUUGGUUGGGCCAAUAUUAGUUUUUCUUUAUAAGCUGUAGAGUUUCCUCGAUUCCACGAUGAUUUGUUUUACCCUCGUGGUGAUUUCGUAUAGUUUGUAGAAUUUCAUCUUCGUCAAGGACCUCAUGAGUUUUUUGUUGCAUUUCACCAUUUGAAUUUCUGAGUUUUUAAAAUGCUUUUGUAAUAUUGAACUAAAUUUUUCAUAGAUUGGGUCUUCAAAAUAUAGAUAAUAUUUAAUUCUUGGUAGAAGCAUUUCUUCAAUAAAGGUUAUGAUUCCUUUUUCAGCAUUAUUUUUUGAAAAUUGCACAUGAAUUAUUCUGUCAGCGCUCUAGCUAGCUUGUCCAGUAGUUCAUUUAAAUAAGGAAUGGGAUAGCGAUCUCCUAAUGUCUUCAUGUUUUUCUAAAGUCUAUGACAAUUCUCCAAUUUUUGUCCUGAUGCAUCUGCUUUCUUUGGGGACGAUCCAUAUGGUAUGGUGGAUGACUAAGGCGAAUGUGAUGGUCUGAUUAUCUUCUGGUCCAGCAUUUCUUGUAUUUGUUUCUGAACUUCCUUUCGAUGUAUUUUCGGGUACCUUUACGUUUUUGUGUGAACAGGGAUUUCACUAGAAGUUCUUAUUUGAUGCUUUAUUUUAUUUGUCAAUGUCAGCUUGAUGCCUUCCGUAUGGAAAAUAUCAGAGUAUUCCUUCAAUAAUUUUAAGAUUUCUCUUUUUUCUUCUGAAUUCAUAAUGUUGAGUUCUGAUUUUUGACAGAUCGAAUGCCAACUUUUUGAAGUCUUAAAUUAUAAGGAUUUAGUGUGGAAUAAGU